Messenger RNA from Opisthocomus hoazin, 540 nucleotides. NCBI's taxonomy places the organism in Eukaryota, Metazoa, Chordata, Aves, Opisthocomiformes, Opisthocomidae. The record is from RefSeq and is a predicted model, not a curated record.
AUGCUGAGUCUGGCGAGCGAGUCGGCCUCUGAGCACAUCACCAUCAGCGGUGGGGGCCUCCCCGGCAGGUACCGCGCGCUGCAGCUCCACUUCCACUGGGGCAGCCCAGCAGGGAAUGGCUCCGAGCACACUCUCGACGGGCGCCAGCUCCCCAUGGAGCUGCACAUUGUCCACAUCAACAUCAAGUACCAGACGCUGGCAGAGGCCAAGGGGCAUCCCAACGGGCUGGCCGUCCUCGGCUUCUUCUUCCAGGUCUCAGAAACCCCUAACGCCAACUACAACACCAUUGUGGCAGGGCUGAGGAACAGCUCCCAUGCUGGUGAGUCGCCUCCUUGCCAGGGCAGGGGCAGACUGACCACCCUGCUGCCACGCCCCAGCCGGCUCUCGGGGUACUACCGCUACCAGGGCUCCCUCACCACCCCUGACUGCAGCGAGGUCGUUGUCUGGACCGUCUUCGAGGAGCCAGUGGAGAUUGGCCAGGAGCAGAUGCGGGCGCUUGUCAGCCACCUCCACUUCCCGGCCUGCAGCACAGGGCAGUGA